AUGCUGGUUGCCAGCUUCAAUAAUGUAUCCGCUCACUAUGGCUCCCAGAUCGUGCUCGACGGGGUCUCUUUCCAGAUCGACGAGAACGAUAAGCUGGGUCUGAUCGGCAGAAACGGAUCGGGCAAAACCACUCUGCUCAAGUACGUUGACGCCGACGAGUCAGUCACGGUGCGAGGACUUCCUGCUGGAAGACUACAACCGCGUCGUGAGGAGCUGCGCCGCGCCGAACGCGGCCUGGAGUCGGGGGGCCAAGUCGACACGGGUCGGGCGCUCGAUGCCUACCAGAAUGCCCUGGACGCGCACGACCGUAUGGACGGCGAGCGUUUCGUCGAUGAGGCCGGUUCAAUGCUGGCGAGCAUGGGCCUGGAGGGAAAGAAGGCCCAGCGAGUCGGCUCGCUUUCGGGCGGUGAGCAGAACGUGCUCUCCCUGACCCGUGCGCUGCUGGCCAAGCCUGACCUGCUGCUGCUCGACGAGCCCGGCAAUCACCUGGACUUUCACGGAAUGGCGUGGCUGGAAGACUUCCUACUCAGGUUCACGGGAGCAGUACUUGUCGUAUCGCACAACCGGUACCUCCUGGACCGGGUGGCGAGCGGCAUCCUGGAGUUGGAACACGGACGCAUCACCCAUUACGAUGGGAACUACUCGGCGUACCGCGCGCAGCGUCUCCGAGACCUGCUUUCGCAGCAGUCCGACUACAUCGCCAACCAGAAGCGUCUGGCGCGCCUGGAGGCGCUUGUUCACCGCUUCGAGCAGAUCGCGAGGGCAAACUCAGACCCCGCGUGGGGAAGACGUCUGAGGGCCCGUCGCUCACAGCUUGAGCGCGAGAGACGACAAGCGGUGGAUAAGCCGGAGAUGGACACGUCCGCCAUCCGCACCCACUUCGAAUCGGCGCCCACGCGAGCCAACAUCGCGAUCCACGUGCGAGAUUACACGCGGGGGUAUGGCGAAGACAUUCUUUUCGACAAGGCUGAGAUGGAGGUGAACGGAGGCGAGACGGUCGCACUGGUCGGAGCCAAUGGCAGUGGGAAGAGCACGCUGCUGCGCGACAUCGUCGAGCGCGGGGAGUGGGACUCCGAGGACAUUCGCGUCGGUCCCAGCAUGAAGAUCGGGUACUCGGCGCAACAGCAGGAGACCCUGGACGACGACCAGACGGUCGUGCAGCAGGUGCGUGAGGCAGCUCCCAUGUCGAACCAGGCAGCAUUCGGGCUGCUGAGCGCGCUGCUGUUCGAUCACGAAGACAUGGACAAGACGGUCGGAGACCUGUCCGGCGGCGAGCGGAACCGGCUACAGAUCGCGCGCCUGAUGGCUAUGAAGCCUAACCUGCUGAUCCUGGACGAACCGACCAAUCACAUGGACAUCCCGUCCCAGGAGGCAGUAGAAGAGGCGUUGGAGGAGUUCCAGGGUACGCUGCUGAUCGUCUCCCACGACAGGUACUUCCUGGACAAGCUGGCUCAGCGCGUGGUGGAGAUUCGAGACCGUAAGCUGGUCUCGCACCCGGGCGGCUUCAGCGAGUUCUGGAGAGCCACAAGACCGACAGACGGCGGAGUGGUCGGGCGCGUGUCCAGGCGUCGUCGCAGAUCUGCGUCGGACAGGGUCCGCCGGGCGCAUAACCGCCAGGAGCAGGUGGACCUGGAGCGACGUAUACAGGAGGCCGAGGCCAGGAAGCUCAGCCUCGAAGAUGAGAUGACCCAGGCGUUCGCCAAUCGUCAGAUGAGGCAGGGACGCCGCGCCCAGCGCCAGCUCGAAAGGCUGACCGCCGAGCUACAGGACAUGUACGACAGGUGGGUCGAGUCAGGAUAG
This is a messenger RNA of Geodia barretti, 1800 nucleotides long. NCBI's taxonomy places the organism in Eukaryota, Metazoa, Porifera, Demospongiae, Tetractinellida, Geodiidae. The record is from the annotation of a GenBank genome assembly.